GCAGUGACGUGUUUUUAAACAUCAUUUGAAUUCAAACUGCUGACUGAAAGCGUUCAAUCGCGUAUAGUCUCAUUUGAAUGCAUGAUAUGGAUUAAUAUCCUUUUUUUCCGGGGGUGGGGGGGUUCACGCCUCCAAUGCGCCUGGCAGCAGGAUGCGACCAACGGGGGUUGGCGUGCAUGGCGACUGUGGGUGGAGCGUCCGCUUCACAAUCUGGAAUUUGCUAAUUAUUUAUGUGCCAUCUGAGCUCGCACCUGAUUGGCUCAGCGCUGAUGAUGCACGCACAAGGUGGGCGCGGCUAUUGGGAGCGACUAUGAUGACGAUGACGAUGAUGCAAACUGCGAAGAGACCGAUUGUUCAUUGGUGAGGUGGGAAUUUGUAGCCGUGAAGCAAAGAUGAGCUGCAGGUAGGACGACAUGUUGACAACAAGGGCUGUGUGCUGUCACCGCUGGUCAUCUGAGGAGAGGCUGGACAGCAAAACAGCCAUCAUCACUGGAGCCAACACUGGCAUAGGCAAGGAAACAGCGAGAGAUCUGGCAGCAAGAGGUGCCCGCAUCAUCAUGGCAUGCAGGGACCUGGAAAGAGCAAAGGAGGCGAGAUCGGAGAUUUUGGAAGACACUGGUAAUGAGAAUGUGGUUGUCAGGAAACUGGAUCUUUCUGACUGCAGAUCCAUUCGAGCCUUUGCUGAGCUCAUCAAUAAAGAGGAGAAGCAAGUCAAUAUUUUGAUAAACAACGCAGGCAUUAUGAUGUGUCCAUACUCCAAGACCACAGAUGGCUUUGAAAUGCAAUUUGGAGUCAACCAUUUGGGUCACUUCCUGUUGACGUACCUGCUGCUGGACCUGAUCAAAGUUUCAGCUCCGGCUCGCAUCGUUGUGGUGGCAUCGGUGGCUCACACCUGGACUAGCCUUCGAUUGGAUGACCUGAAUAGUGAGAGCAGCUAUGACACCAUGAAGGCGUACGGGCAGAGCAAACUGGCCAAUGUCCUCUUUGCACGAGCCCUUGCCAAAAAGUUAAAAGGAACAGGGGUAAGCGUGUUCUCUCUACACCCCGGUGUAGUGCAGUCGGACCUGUGGAGGCACCAGCAUCAAUGUAUCCAGGUGGCUGUGAAGAUCUUCAGAAUCUUCACAAAGACAACGGUGGAGGGGGCUCAGACCACCAUCUACUGUGCUGUGCAGCCUGGCCUGGAGAGCCAGAGCGGAGCCUACUUCAGCGACUGCGCCCCAGCAAGAUGCUCCAGAAGUGCCUCAGAUGAUGAUUUGGCCCAGGAGCUGUGGGAGAGCAGCUGUAGCAUGCUUGGCAUCACUUGGCAGUGAAUAAUGUAUACAUUACAAUGCUAGGAAGGACUUUGUAUCAUGUUAAGUGUGAAAAGGCAUCAUUCAUAAAGCACUAUUUUGCUAGGGGCAUUAAUCUACACGUACUGUAAGGAUUACCACCAAUUUAUUUUAUAAAGGAUCAGAAGUA
Molecule: messenger RNA, 1458 nt
Organism: Phyllopteryx taeniolatus (common seadragon)
Lineage: Eukaryota; Metazoa; Chordata; Actinopteri; Syngnathiformes; Syngnathidae
Exons: 7
Coding region: 414-1310 (298 amino acids)
Source: RefSeq, a predicted model, not a curated record